This is a messenger RNA of Aspergillus viridinutans, 480 nucleotides long. RefSeq lists its product as uncharacterized. The record is from RefSeq and is a predicted model, not a curated record. The transcript has a single exon. Lineage: Eukaryota; Fungi; Ascomycota; Eurotiomycetes; Eurotiales; Aspergillaceae. Gene Ontology annotation, molecular function: ammonia-lyase activity. Bases 1 to 480 code for a protein of 159 amino acids.
AUGGCCACUCUAGCACGCAUGUUCACAGAUUUAGUCCUAUCGCAGCGGUGCCAUCCUUCAUCGACGCUGGCUGUUAGUGGAAGGGACCUGACCAUCUCUGAUGUAGUGGCAGUCUCGAGACACCUAGCACAUGUGGAGCUCACCCCAGCGUCUAUUGACGCCAUCGAAGCGUGCAGCAAAAUCGUCCCGGAGAAGAUCGCCCAGGGCGAAGUCAUCUACGGCGUCAACACCGGGUUCGGCGGCAGCGCUGAUGCAAGAUCCAAUGAUGUUGAGAGGGUCCAGCAGAGCCUGAUUAGUCACCUGACGUGCGGAAUCGUCGCGGAUGGCAAGCAGGAGCUGGCUCUGACUAGCAAUGGUAUUCAAUCCAAAGUAAUGGGCAUUCGAGCCAAAGCAACGGGCAUUCAAGCCAAAGCAAUGGCCAUUCAAGCCAAAGCAAUGGCCAUUCAAGCCAAAGCAACGGCACCGACAAUGGCAAAUUGA